This is a messenger RNA of Oncorhynchus keta (chum salmon), 3504 nucleotides long. It is a transcript of the gene sesn1, whose product is annotated as sestrin 1. Lineage: Eukaryota; Metazoa; Chordata; Actinopteri; Salmoniformes; Salmonidae. The transcript is spliced from 10 exons. Bases 135 to 1784 code for a protein of 549 amino acids. Gene Ontology annotation, molecular function: L-leucine binding; oxidoreductase activity, acting on peroxide as acceptor. Gene Ontology annotation, cellular component: nucleus. The record is from RefSeq and is a predicted model, not a curated record. Gene Ontology annotation, biological process: positive regulation of macroautophagy; negative regulation of TORC1 signaling; cellular response to L-leucine.
ACUCAAGUUGCUGCUCUGUAUAAUGAAAUCUGCCUCCGUAUUUCAGUGCAGACUCAAGACGUCCUACGGCUGCAAGAUCUGUGCAAAAUAAUGUGAAUCAACCUGCCACGAGAAAUCAAGAGAAUCAGAAUAAGAUGGACAUCCAGGAUCAGGAUGCCACAGCCAGAUGGGAGGCUCUGGGCAGCCGUGACCCGAGAUCCAGAGGCACAGCAAUGGAGCACAUCAGCCAGGAGGUGAUGCGGAGAGUGGAGAGUAUAGGGCCGAUACCAGCCACCGUCCCUUCGCCUGUAGCUACUGCAGGGCACCUCACCAGCGACCUGAACAACAUCCUGGCCCGUCUACUCAUGCUGUCUAAGCGGUGCCCUUUCGAUGAUGUCAGAGAGCGAUGUGUUUGGCUGCUGCAGAACGUUCAGGACUUUGGAGUUCGAAUCCCAAGACCCCUGGGAAAUGGACCAAGUAGAUUUAUCCCUGAAAAAGAGAUCCUUCAAGUCAGUAAAGUAGACCCCAGGACACAAUCGAUAUUUGAGGACGCAUUCGCAGCACUGGGUCGCCUUGACAACAUCUCCUUGGUGAUGGGCUUCCACCCACAGUACCUGGAGAGCUUUCUGAGGACACAGCACUACCUGCUGCAGAUGGACGGGCCCUUAUCCCUGCACUACCGCCACUACAUAGGCAUCAUGGCUGCAGCCAGACACCAGUGCUCCUACCUGGUCAACCUGCACGUCAAUGACUUCCUCCAGGUAGGAGGGGACUCCAAGUGGCUGAAUGGCCUGGACGGAGCCCCACAGAAGCUGCAGGCUCUCGGGGAGCUCAACAAGAUCCUGGCCCACCGGCCCUGGCUCCUCACCAAGGCACACAUCGAGCACCUGCUGAAGGCUGAAGAACACAGCUGGUCCCUGGCUGAGCUGAUCCACGCUGUGGUGCUCCUCACACACUAUCACUCCCUGGCCUCCUUUACCUUCGGCUGUGGCAUCACCCCCGAGAUCCACAGUGAUGGGGGGCACACCUUCAGACCCCCCUCCCUCAGCCAGUACUGUGUCUGCGACAUCGCCAAUGGCAAUGGGCACGGCCACCUGGAGGAGAGGAGAGGCAAUCACCAGGUGUCAGAGGUGUCUGGUGAGGUGGAGGUGCUGAUGGAGAGGAUGAAGCAGCUGCAGGAGUGUCGUGAUGAAGAGGAAGCCAGUCAGGAGGAGAUGGCCACACGCUUUGAGAGGGAGAAGACCGAGAGCAUGCUGGUGGCCACGGCAGAGGACGAGGAGUGUGUGCCAUCCAGAGACGUCUCCAGGCACUUUGAAGACCCCAGCUACGGCUACAAGGACUUCUCCAGGAGAGGAGAACAUGUACCCACCUUCAGAGUGCAGGACUACAGUUGGGAGGACCACGGCUACUCCCUGGUGAACCGUCUGUACCCUGACGUUGGUCAGCUGCUGGAUGAGAAGUUCCAGAUGGCCUACAACCUGACCUACAACACCAUGGCCAUGCACAAAGACGUGGACACCACCAUGCUGCGCAGGGCUAUCUGGAACUACAUCCACUGCAUGUUCGGCAUCCGGUAUGAUGACUAUGACUACGGGGAGAUUAACCAGCUGUUGGACCGCAGCUUUAAGGUCUACAUUAAGACCAUGGUGUGCAGCCCGGAGAAAACCACCAAACGAAUGUACGAGAGCUUCUGGAGACAGUUCCAGCACUCCGAGAAGGUCCAUGUCAAUCUGCUUCUUAUGGAAGCGCGCAUGCAGGCAGAACUGCUCUACGCUCUGAGAGCGAUCACCCGCUACAUGACAUGAAAUGCUUUUGGCGUUUAUCAUUGUUUUUUGCUGUCAUUGUCUUUGCUCUCGUGGGACACUUCAGAAGAAAUAAACCAAGGGGGGAAACAGAAAACUAAAAAGAUGAAAGGUAACCCUGUCCGUCGUGACGAAGCUCGUCCUCGUGAUGUGGAAAGAAAAAUGAACAGAACAAAUGAAAGAGAACAAAAAAAAGCAAAUGAAAGAAGAAGAAGAAAAAAAGAACUGCAAAAAGAAAAGUCAUCUCAACCUACUUGUGGAAAGAUAAGCUGUCCUCUUUACCUGCAGUGCCAAAACUCACCAUGAGGGGGCAGCCUGGAGCAGACACUGCUGGGCCAGAGGAAAAGAAACAGAUGACAGGCCACCCUUCCAGUAUUCUAAUACACCUCAGUGGAUGAUGUCAUAAGAAUCUCCAUAUAGUGUGAAAACCCACAGCAACUCUCCAGAAAGCAACGCAGUGCAUCAGUCUGCACUUGAUAAUGUAGUCACUGUUUUUUGUUGAAUAUAUUUUGCUUUAGUUUUUUUGUAUGAAGAGAAGUUGUUAUCAUGUGAUUGUUGCGAUAACUGGAGAUGAUGGAAGCAUUAUUUGGCCUGUGUGUUGGUGUGCCUGGUUAUGUCAUACACCACAGUAUAGUGUGUAGAGGUGCGGCCUGAUACUGCUGCUCAUUUAAGCAAGGGGUCAUAUUGAUCCCCCCCCAUCCUCCCUCCCACCCCUAAGAACCCUAUCCAUCAUAAACCCACAGCAUUACCCCCCCCACCCUGAAACUGUUUGUGUAAGCUAACCCAAGAAGUGUGUGAAAGCGGAGAGGUGUUGGAAAAACUAAAAAAUAACACUGUCUGAGCCCUAUUUAGUUCAACUGUACGUAUGAUGAACCCAUUCUGUAUGAGAGACUGAUGUCAGUGACAAAUAUCAUGUGUGGAUGUGUGUGUAACUCCAUGUGUUUUACAGAAAAUAUAAAGAAAAAAAGUGUGAAAUUUCAAGCAACAAAAAACCAGGAAGAAAGCGAGGUAAUUUGAAGGGUGAAACUUCUUGCCUCUGCUGUAGCUCUUUCCGUGUGGUGACUGUUACAUUGUUUUGUUUCUGGUAAAAAGCUUUGUCCUGUAAGAACAUGAAAGCUAAAACAAAGUGGUCUUCCAGGGGAUUGGCUUCCGGUUGUCAUAACAAUGACAUCACCUGUCUGUCUUCCGCUCACCCUCGACCUUUGACCUUGGCCUGGGCAUCCUAACACUUUCAAAGCUUUGGGUAUUGUGAAUUGUACCAGUAAAUAAAUACCUCUUCUGUUUUCUUUUCUAUCACAUUAAGAAGUGCUCUUUGGCGAGCAGAAUGACUCUUAUCAUUCUGGGUCGCUUGGCUUUCAUUCGUAGGGAGCCCAGUUGGUCCUCAUUGGACCGACUGUGGUCGAUACGGUCCGACUGCAGUCGGUCAUAGAUGUGCUUGUUCCCUCUGUGGGAGCCUAACCAGUGCAACACAGUUUUUUUAAAUGAGGGGUAGACUCCACCCUUUUAUUUUUGUUGACUAAAAACAGUAAAGUACUGCAUUCUACUGAGGGUGGAUUGAUACAGUUGGACAGUUGAAUGAUUUUCACGUUAAGAGGAGGAAGAUGAGGAUGAUUAUGGAAUGGUACAUUAUUUGGGGGUGGUUGUGAGAGAAAGUGUAGAGGUUUUACCAAACUUCUGACUGUCAUAUACUGAAACUUUUUAUAUAAAAAAAAAUGGAAUGUUA